ACUCAGUAGACUUCUGCCAAAUUUGGAAUCACACGCCCUUCUCGGAAUCGGGCUAAUGACACCUCUGGUCUUGCCACCGUUCAUCAACUUUUCCCAUCAUAAACACCCUUCACCUCAUCAUAUACACCCUGCCGGCCCGGUUCCCAAUCGGUGCCGUGUACUGAGAAACGGUUCGCGAGGCCGGAUCACCAAGCAUCAGAGGUUCACCGAAACGGAUCUCAUCGCCAUUGUAAUAUUGUGAUUCAGCGAGACUUGUGGCUAGGAGGCCGGUUACUGCCGUGUUUUAGGACAGAUUUGUUAUUGCUUGGUAGCCAAUGUACAAGACAGGAAGCGUCCGGAAGCGAUGCGGAGGUCCGAGACGAUUGUAAGCAAAAAUAUCUACUACGUAAAGAAGGGAGCUCAUAGAUAGGAAUUGGUUCUCAUCUCCUCUACUAUAAACUCCUCUCUGCCAUCCAAAGUCUCAGCCGUGUUUGGCAUACAUCUUCUCCAUGGAACAACGUGGUUCGUCAAAUAGCAUCAUGACAGCUCCAAAGCUUACCGAUCCUACCCUCAUCAGAAACGCGUGUUACGUCAAUGGUGAAUGGGUAGCUGCAAAGUCUGGGAAGGACUUUGCUGUCGAAAACCCUUCAACCCUUGAAAAGAUUGGGAACUGUCCCGAGUUCGACGCCAGUGACACCGAAGCCGCUAUCGCCGCCGCCGAUGCCGCAUACAAGACAUACCGCAAGACCCCGGCUCGCCAGCGGGCCCGGUACCUCCGCCACUGGUAUGAUCUCAUGAUGGAGAACUCGGAGGACAUUGCACGACUCAUUACCCUUGAGAACGGCAAGCCUCUGGCAGAUGGCAGGACAGAGGCCAACUAUGCAGCAGCUUUCUUUGAAUGGUUUUCAGAGGAGGCCCCUAGAAUUUAUGGUGAGACCAUCGAGGCAACAAACCCAUCAUGUCGUCUAUCCACCAUCAAACAGCCCGUAGGUGUCUGCGGCCUCAUUGCACCGUGGAACUUUCCUGCUGCCAUGAUUACCCGAAAGGCCGGGCCUGCGCUCGCUGCUGGCUGUACUGUUGUCAUUAAAGCUCCCGCUGAGGCUCCUCUGACAGCUCUUGCUCUGGCUGAGCUGGCGCAUCGUGCUGGAAUUCCUGCCGGCGUUGUCAACGUUAUUACAGCCUUGGAUAACACUGCUGAAGUGGGCAAAGUCUUGACUACACACCCCAAGGUCAAGAAGGUCUCUUUCACUGGGUCAACUGGCGUGGGCAGACUCCUUAUGAACCAAUCGUCAUCAACGAUCAAGAAAUUGUCCUUUGAAUUGGGUGGAAACGCUCCUUUCAUCGUUUUCGAAGAUGCGGACCUUGAUAAGGCUGUUAAGGGUGUGAUCGCCUGCAAAUUCCGUAACUCGGGUCAAACUUGCGUUUGCGCCAACCGAAUUCUGGUGCACCGCAGUAUCUAUGACAAGUUUGUCCAAAUGGUCCUCGAUGUUGUCAAGACCUUCGUUGUUGGUGACGGCUUUGGUGAGAAGACAACCCAUGGUCCUCUCAUCCAUGGUCGUGCCGUAGCCAAGGCUGCUGAGCAUGUUGAAGAUGCUCUUUCCAAGGGAGCCAAGCUUAUCCACGGUGGCGAGCGUCUACCACACCUCGGUCCUAACUACUUUGACCUCACAAUGUUAACUGGUAUGAAGCCUGGCAUGAAGAUCUGUAGCGAAGAGACUUUCGGGCCUGUUGCUGCUUUCUUUGCAUUCGACAACGAGGACGAAGCUAUCGAGCUUGCGAACGACAGUGAUGUUGGCCUUGGAGGCUAUUUCUUCAGCAACAAUGUGAACCGAUGUUAUCGCGUGGCUGAAGCCUUAGAGGUUGGUAUGGUUGGUGUAAAUUGCGGCGUCCUGAGCGACCCUGCCGCUCCUUUCGGCGGCAUUAAGCAGAGUGGUUUUGGAAGAGAAGGAAGCAAGUAUGGUAUCGACGAGUUUACAAUCACCAAGAUGGUCAUGACAAAUAUUGAUCCAUAAGUUUUGGUCGAGUUGAGACAUAAAUUAGGCUGGCUAUAGACGAAAUAAUACCCACAGGACGGUUAUAGAGACGGAGUGUGACAACAUUUAGGUGAACAAAAUUGCUAUACUGAUAGACCAGCGGACUUUCACGUGUAUGUGGAGAGUACACUACUCUAAGCGAUCGUAUCAGACGCCCAGACCCUUGACGUGCAGGCCGGCUCAUCUUGACCAAAUGGGGAAUGUA
This is a messenger RNA of Fusarium odoratissimum NRRL 54006, 2217 nucleotides long. Its product is annotated as succinate-semialdehyde dehydrogenase. Gene Ontology annotation, molecular function: succinate-semialdehyde dehydrogenase (NAD+) activity. Gene Ontology annotation, biological process: GABA catabolic process. Lineage: Eukaryota; Fungi; Ascomycota; Sordariomycetes; Hypocreales; Nectriaceae. The record is from RefSeq and is a predicted model, not a curated record. The transcript has 4 exons. Bases 489 to 1991 code for a protein of 500 amino acids.